AUGAUACUAUCGGCUGAUUUUGCAGCAUCAAAGUAUGCGCGUGACAGUGAAUUCACUACCAAUAUAAAAGAUAAACCGCUUAUUAUACAAUUUGCUGCCAAGAACUCGAAAGAACUCUCUGAUGCUGCCGAGUUGGUCGCCAAAUAUGUUAGUGGGAUUGACAUAAAUUGUGGAUGUCCGCAAAAAUGGGCAAUCCAUGAAGGAAUCGGAGCACGUCUGAUGGAAAAGCCAGAGUUCGUUAGAGACAUGGUUAGAGCUGUGAAAUCUAGAGUUGGGACUGAAGUCACUUGUUCAAUUAAGAUACGUGUGCAUGCUGAUUUAAGGGAAACAGUCUCAUUUGUCCAACAAGUUGAAUCGACCGGUUUAGAUUUUAUCGCAGUCCAUGGCCGCACACGUCGUCAGCGUUCGAGUGAAGCAGUCAAUCUUGAUGCGAUCAAACUAGUAAAAGAAAAUGUCUCUAUCCCCGUUAUCGCCAACGGGGAUGUGUUUAGUAUGGAAGAUGCACAGAAAAUUCAGUCCUAUACAGGUGUGGACGGAGUAAUGUCAGCAAGAGGAAUAUUGGAAAAUCCUGCAUUGUUUUCUGGAUAUAAUAGGACUCCGUGGGAGUGCGUUGAGAAGUUUAUGAGGCUAUCUCUGGAUUAUGGGAACAAUUUCUUUAUAUUUCAUCACCACUUGAUUUAUAUGCUAGAGAACGUAAUGAGUAAUGCCGAGAGUAAGGCCUUCAAUACUCUCGCAAAUACACCUGCAGUGCUCGAUUAUUUGGAAGAGCAUUAUGGACUCAAAUUAUAUUAA
This is a messenger RNA of Paraglomus brasilianum, 792 nucleotides long. The record is from the annotation of a GenBank genome assembly. Lineage: Eukaryota; Fungi; Glomeromycota; Glomeromycetes; Paraglomerales; Paraglomeraceae.